Dendrobium catenatum is the source of this 1166-nucleotide messenger RNA. Its product is annotated as E3 ubiquitin-protein ligase AIRP2-like. The coding region runs from base 132 to 869 and encodes 245 amino acids. Lineage: Eukaryota; Viridiplantae; Streptophyta; Magnoliopsida; Asparagales; Orchidaceae. Gene Ontology annotation, biological process: protein ubiquitination. Gene Ontology annotation, molecular function: ubiquitin protein ligase activity. The record is from RefSeq and is a predicted model, not a curated record. The transcript is spliced from 5 exons.
CGACUGAGAGGGGAAGGGAGGGAAAAAGGGAAGGAAAGCCAGUGCUUGCGGAAACGCGGGGUUAGGGUUUCUGAGGAGGAAUAGGGCUAGAUUAUUCUGGCUUUGCUGAAUGAAAUUGGCUGGAGAUAUACAUGGUUUACAUGCGGAAAUCGUUCAAGGAUUCGCUCAAAGUUCUCGAAGCUGACAUACAGCACGCGAACACACUGGCAUCAGAAUUUUCAAGAGAUUUUGAUGGUGCCUGCCUUCAAAUGCGUAUGUCAUACAGUCCAGCUGCUCACUUAUUUCUGUUUCUAGUUCAGUGGACAGACUGUAGUCUUGCUGGGGCUCUAGGACUGCUGCGGAUUUUGAUAUAUAAGGUUUAUAUUGAUGGAACAACAACAAUGUCAACACAUGAAAGGAAAGCAAGUAUCAAGGAGUUCUAUGCUGUGAUUUUCCCGUCUCUGAUGCAACUGCAUAAAGGAAUUACUGAUAUGGAGGAUAAAAAGCAAAAAGCAAUAUGUCAGGAAAGGUAUAGAAGAAGAGAUGAUGGGGACAGAAGGCAGUUCUCGGAGUUUGAUGCUGAAAGAGAAGAGGAAUGUGGGAUCUGCAUGGAGUUGAACAGCAAGAUAGUUUUGCCUAAUUGCUGCCAUUGCAUGUGCCUGAAGUGCUACCGUGAAUGGCAUUCAAGAUCGCAGUCCUGUCCAUUCUGCCGCGAUAGUCUUAAGAGAGUGAACUCCGAUGACUUGUGGAUCUUCACUGACAGCAGAGAUGUGGUAGACAUGCCAACUCUGUCCAGAGAGAACCUUCGGCGCCUGUUUCUGUACAUAGACAAGCUUCCUCUCAUAAUUCCGGACACGGACUUCGACUCCUACGAUUCUCAUGUCAAAUGAGCUUAUUUGGGUUUGCCCAUUUAACCUUAAUUUGAUGAAAUUAAACCUUCAAUACAGAGCCAGCUACUGCUUUCCAGCUGAUUGAGCUCAAGCAGGGUUCUCUGGCAUUAUUAUGCCUCGUUCAGCUUUCGAACAUUGGGAAAACCUAUAUCUGCAUGCAUUAUAUAAUCAUGGAGUCGGCUGUUGUAAAGUGUAGUGUAUAGUUUAAGGUUCUAUGGAAGCUAAUUCAUUUAGCUUUGUGUAUAGCGUAUUUUAUACAUCCACUAAGUAUGGAAAUUUAUUAGUUUUCAAGUGCUC